Molecule: messenger RNA, 1359 nt
Organism: Colletotrichum higginsianum IMI 349063
Lineage: Eukaryota; Fungi; Ascomycota; Sordariomycetes; Glomerellales; Glomerellaceae
Product: Fungal specific transcription factor domain-containing protein
Exons: 4
Coding region: 1-1359 (452 amino acids)
Biological process (GO): DNA-templated transcription
Molecular function (GO): zinc ion binding; DNA binding
Source: RefSeq, a predicted model, not a curated record
AUGUUUCUAACAUGGUUCUCAGAUAGCCCCCCCAGCAGCUUUUUCGUGCUGCGCUGCUUCCUCUCCAGUGCGGCAUUCGUCGAUCUGUGCCGCAACGUCUACUUCUCCGUUGACGAUUACUCCACCACUGAUUUCAUCAUUGUAAACUCGGGCUUGUACUAUUUAUUCACAGAAUACUUCUGCCCCGUCGAUAACGUCCACCUUCAAAAACAGUACCUUUCUUGGGGCGCCCUCUGCAGAAAUGCUCUCGCAGCGGCGGUCACGUCUCUUGGGGCGGGACUGUCAGCCCGAGUAGAGAAUGUCCAGGCUCUGAUCCUUGGGGCUGCACAUGCCAUUGAAAUGGCAAAACCUUGGCUGGCUUGGAGAUUGAUCUGCUUCGCGGCACAACUUUGCGUUGCUGCGGGUUUUCACGACGAGAGCCUCACCAUGGGUGCGGACAAAACUCGCGACGUAAAAGCGCUUCUCUUCUGGCACGUUUUCGCUUUAGAGAAAACACUUGCCUUGCGCGUGGGCAGGGCUUCCCUCAUCCGAGACUGCGAUAUUAACCUGUCCAAGGACAUAGGCUCACUCUCUCUGCCGCCGCUAUGGGACAAGAUGGUUCCCUUCUGGGUGGCCAAUGCCUUGAUACAUGGCAAGCUUUAUGAACUACUAUACAGUCGAGCUGCACAGUCGCUUUCGCAAGAUGAGCUUGUCAGUCGCGCCGACCAGCUCCUUGUAGAUUUGCAACCCAUCGAGCCAUUCAGUGGAAUCAACUCUAUGAACUCGACAACGACGCCGUUGUCUAGGCUUGAAGAUGUUCUUACAGUAUCGCGGAAGGUCAUGUAUUACACCACGGCGACGUUGAUCUGUAGGGCAAAGACCAUCCAUGCGUCGACACCCUCAUUUUCCACCGACUGUUUGGAGAACGCACGGCGGGCUUUCGAUUCUCACCAUGAGUGUGUUCCCAUGAUUAAUGACGACCGGCACAUCAUGAAUGUCUAUCUGCACUGGAGAGUGUUGCAAACUCCAUUCAUCCCGGUCAUUGUGAUCUUCUGCAACAUAAUUGAGACACAAGACGAUGAUGACGCACAGCGGCUCAAGAACUUUGUUUCUAGUCUCGAAAGGGGAGCUCAUCUAUCGCCAUCUGCUCGAGAGUUCUAUCAGAUGUGCGAAGAUCUGAACAGAAUCGCCCAAAAGCACAUGGAGACAAGGACCGCCCCGCAAUGGACUCCUGCUCCAUCACUAUCUAUCUUUGGCCUCAACCAGUACUUUGCAGCAAAUGGGCUUCCCAACCCAGAGAGCUACCGACAGAUUUCUGAUUUGUCCAACCAAGAUAUUGAGAUGAUGCUCGGUAGCCAGGAUGUCAUGGGCUUCUUCUGA